Molecule: messenger RNA, 603 nt
Organism: Brassicogethes aeneus
Lineage: Eukaryota; Metazoa; Arthropoda; Insecta; Coleoptera; Nitidulidae
Source: the annotation of a GenBank genome assembly
AUGAGAAAUAACAAGAAACAAGAAACAAGAAACAAGAAACAAGAAACAAGAAACAAGAAACAAGAAACAAGAAACAAGAAACAAGAAACAAGAAACAAGAAACAAAAAACAAGAAUAAAGAAACAAGAAACAAGAAACAAGAAACAAGAAACAAGAAACAAGAAACAAGAAACAAGAAACAAGAAACAAGAAACAAGAAACAAGAAACAAGAAACAAGAAACAAGAAACAAGAAACAAGAAACAAGAAACAAGAAACAAGAAACAAGAAACAAGAAACAAGAAACAAGAAACAAGAAACAAGAAACAAGAAACAAGAAACAAGAAACAAGAAACAAGAAACAAGAAACAAGAAACAAGAAACAAGAAACAAGAAACAAGAAACAAGAAACAAGAAACAAGAAACAAGAAACAAGAAACAAGAAACAAGAAACAAGAAACAAGAAACAAGAAACAAGAAACAAGAAACAAGAAACAAGAAACAAGAAACAAGAAACAAGAAACAAGAAACAAGAAACAAGAAACAAGAAACAAGAAACAAGAAACAAGAAACAAGAAACAAGAAACAAGAAACAAGAAACAAGAAACAAGAAACAAGAAACUAG